AAAUAUCAAAAUCCCUCCAAUUCAUUAAUCAUAACUCAUUUUGGGACCCAUUUUACACUUAUCUUUUAAUCCAUUUUUCAAACCCUAGCCCGCUCUCUCUCCGCCGUACAAUUUUUCUUCCGGUCACCGGUCUUAUACGGGAAUUCGACCGUUUCAUGAUCUCCGUGUGAUCGUUACACUUUACACUUUACUUUUUAAUUUGUGGUUCUUGGAUCCGAAUAUUUUGUUGUUUGGCUUCGGAUUCGGGUUGAGAAAUGAGUAAUCAGAAGAAGAGGAACUUUCAAAUAGAGGCGUUCAAACACCGUGUGGUGGUGGAUCCGAAGUACGCCGAGAAGACGUGGAAGAUUCUGGAGCAUGCGAUUCAUGAGAUUUAUAAUCACAACGCUAGUGGCCUCAGUUUUGAAGAGCUUUAUAGAAAUGCCUACAAUAUGGUGCUGCACAAAUUUGGUGAGAAGCUGUAUUCAGGACUUGUUAUGACUAUGACCUUGCAUCUCAAAGAAAUAUCAAAAUCCAUUGAGGCUGCCCAGGGAGGUUUGUUUCUGGAAGAGCUGAACAGGAAAUGGAAUGAUCAUAAUAAAGCAUUGCAAAUGAUUCGAGAUAUAUUGAUGUACAUGGACAGGACUUAUAUUCCAAGUACCCAUAAAACCCCCGUUCAUGAGCUUGGCUUGAACCUUUGGAGGGAUAACAUUAUACACUCAAACAAAAUUCAGACAAGGCUUUUGAAUACACUUCUUGAGCUAGUGCAUUUAGAAAGAACUGGUGAAGUCAUAAACAGGGGGCUAAUGAGGAAUAUAAUUAAGAUGCUAAUGGACUUAGGUUCUUCUGUUUACCAAGAAGAUUUUGAGAAGCCAUUUCUUGAGGUUUCUGCUGAGUUUUAUAAGGUUGAAUCUCAGAAGUUCAUCGAGUGCUGCGAUUGUGGGGAAUACCUGAAAAAGGCAGAGAGACGUCUAAAUGAAGAAAUGGAGAGAGUGACCCACUACUUGGAUGCCAAGAGUGAGACGAAGAUAACGAAUGUGGUGGAGAAGGAGAUGAUUGCAAACCACAUGCUGAGACUAGUACACAUGGAGAACUCAGGCUUGGUAAAUAUGCUCCUUGAUGAUAAAUAUGAGGACUUGGGAAGAAUGUACAAUUUGUUUCGUAGGGUUCCUAAUGGUCUCUCAUCAAUACGGGAAGUGAUGACUUCUCACCUCAGGGAAACUGGUAAACAGCUAGUUACUGAUCCAGAAAGAUUAAAGGAUCCUGUUGAAUUUGUGCAGAGGUUGUUGGAUGAAAAAGAUAAGUAUGAUAACAUUAUCAAUGCAGCAUUUAACAAUGAUAAGACGUUCCAAAAUGCUUUGAAUUCCUCAUUUGAAUAUUUCAUUAAUCUGAACCCUCGUUCUCCUGAGUUCAUCUCAUUGUUUGUGGAUGACAAACUUCGUAAAGGUCUGAAGGGGGUUAGUGAGGAGGAUGUGGAGACCAUUCUUGACAAAGUAAUGAUGCUAUUCCGGUACUUACAGGAAAAAGAUGUAUUUGAAAAGUACUACAAACAACAUUUAGCUAAGCGACUUUUGUCGGGAAAAACUGUCUCUGAUGAUGCAGAGAGAAGUCUGAUAGUCAAGCUUAAGACAGAAUGUGGGUACCAAUUUACUUCCAAAUUAGAAGGUAUGUUUACAGACAUGAAGACCUCCCAAGACACAAUGCAAGGGUUUUAUGCAAGCCACCCUGAGCUAGGGGAUAGCCGCACACUGGUUGUCCAGGUUUUGACAACAGGAUCUUGGCCCACCCAACCCAGUGUUACUUGCAAUCUGCCAGCUGAAAUGUCAGCAUUGUGUGAGAAAUUUAGGUCAUAUUACCUUGGAACCCAUACUGGAAGGAGACUGUCCUGGCAAACGAACAUGGGCACAGCAGAUAUAAAAGCAAUAUUUGGGAAGGGUCAGAAGCAUGAGCUGAAUGUCUCAACGUACCAAAUGUGUGUUCUCAUGUUGUUUAACAAUGCUGAUCGACUUAGCUACAAGGAAAUUGAGCAGGCCACAGAGAUUCCUGCUUCAGACUUGAAGAGGUGUCUCCAAUCUAUGGCUUGUGUGAAGGGCAAGAACGUUCUUAGGAAAGAGCCUAUGAGUAAGGACAUUGGUGAGGAUGAUGCAAUUUUUGUCAAUGAUAAGUUCUCAAGCAAAUUCUAUAAGGUAAAGAUAGGAACUGUGGUUGCACAAAAAGAAUCGGAACCUGAGAAACAGGAAACCCGGCAGAGAGUAGAGGAGGACAGAAAGCCACAGAUUGAAGCCGCUAUAGUUAGGGUGAUGAAAUCAAGGAGGGUUCUUGAUCAUAACAACAUAAUCACAGAGGUCACAAAGCAGUUGCAAUCACGGUUCCUGGCGAACCCCACAGAGAUUAAGAAACGAAUUGAGUCCCUAAUUGAAAGGGAUUUCUUGGAGAGAGAUAAUGUGGACAGAAAAUUGUAUCGGUAUCUUGCCUAAAAAAUGGCAAUUAGCAGAUUACUUUUUCCUUGAGGGAAGUCUAGCAUUGACAAAUUGUACCUUAGUGGGUAAGUUGAAAAUUGGUUUGCGACUUCUGCAAGCUCCAUUUGAUUUUAAUGAAUAUCCGUUUAUGUUUCUGCUUUUUUUU
Pistacia vera is the source of this 2601-nucleotide messenger RNA. Its product is annotated as cullin-3A-like. Gene Ontology annotation, cellular component: cullin-RING ubiquitin ligase complex. The record is from RefSeq and is a predicted model, not a curated record. The coding region runs from base 255 to 2453 and encodes 732 amino acids. Gene Ontology annotation, molecular function: ubiquitin protein ligase binding. NCBI's taxonomy places the organism in Eukaryota, Viridiplantae, Streptophyta, Magnoliopsida, Sapindales, Anacardiaceae. The transcript is spliced from 2 exons. Gene Ontology annotation, biological process: ubiquitin-dependent protein catabolic process; protein ubiquitination.